This is a messenger RNA of Maylandia zebra (zebra mbuna), 3544 nucleotides long. RefSeq names its product pyrimidinergic receptor P2Y6 (gene p2ry6). Gene Ontology annotation, biological process: phospholipase C-activating G protein-coupled receptor signaling pathway; cellular response to pyrimidine ribonucleotide. Gene Ontology annotation, cellular component: plasma membrane. NCBI's taxonomy places the organism in Eukaryota, Metazoa, Chordata, Actinopteri, Cichliformes, Cichlidae. Gene Ontology annotation, molecular function: G protein-coupled ADP receptor activity; G protein-coupled UTP receptor activity; G protein-coupled UDP receptor activity. The record is from RefSeq and is a predicted model, not a curated record.
GCGUGGCAGUUAUACGGCGUGUAAAGUGUGCAGCAGCUCGCCGCUCCGCUGCAGGUAGGUACGGGACAGAUAAGCGGUGAAUUCGAACCUAGCAGCACGGCGUUUCCUUAAACCUGCUAUUUUACCGGCAACAGUCCGUUUCCCAGCUCUUUGUUAUCACCGAGGAGCAGCACUUUGCCAUGGCCGAGUGGCCAACUUGUUGAUGUUGUCGCACUUGUUUCGUUUUUCAUUCAGGAAUGUGAAGAUGCCAGAUUCUUUCAGCACCAUCCCCACAGAAGCCCUCAACUCAAAAACUUCCUUAGUGGACCUGCUCUCACACCCUACAGAGCUUUACCCAGCAGACAGCUUCAUUAACGCUCUCAGUAACAUCAGCAGUGUUAGUGGGGCGGUUAACCCUCGCUGCACCUACAAGGAAGACUUUAAGCGCAUUUUACUUCCUGCUGUGUACACCAUCGUCUUCCUGCUUGGGAUUCCUCUGAAUGCCACCGUCAUACUGAAGAUAUGGAGGAAGAGGUCCAAUUUGUCCAGAAACAACAUCUACAUGCUCAACUUGGCCAUAGCCGACUUUCUGUAUGUGAUGUCACUUCCUUUACUCAUCUACAACUAUGCGAGUCAUGACUACUGGCCCUUUGGGGAGUUUACCUGUAAGAUGGUCAGGUUUCAGUUCUACAGUAAUCUCCAUGGCAGCAUCCUGUUCCUGACCUGCAUCAGUGUGCAGCGUUAUUUGGCCAUUUGCCACCCUCUCUCGGUGUGGCACAAGCAGGGCGGUCGCAAGAUGGUGUGGUGCGUCUGCGGAUUAGUAUGGCUGGUGGUUGGCUCCCUGUGCGCGCCAACUUUCCACUUUGCAGCAACAGGGCAACAGCGCAACCGCACCGUGUGCUACGAUUUGAGCACGCCAGGGCGCUCGGUAGACUACUAUCCUUACGGCAUGGCUCUGACGUGCCUCGGCUUCUUGCUGCCUUUCAUAGGCGUGAUGGUUUGCUACUGCAAGAUGGCCUUCAUCCUCUGCCGCCCAGUGUCCUACCAGGGCGUCUCCAUAGCGCCUGGGGAUAAACGAGACAGGGCGGUGAGGAUGAUCAUUAUUGUAGCCGCGGUGUUCUGCGUAAGCUUCCUCCCGUUUCACCUCACAAAGACUCUGUACCUGGUGGUGCGCACCUUGCCCAAUGCUCCCUGCACAACAAGAAACUUGUUCUCAAUCAUCUAUAAGAGCACCAGACCGUUUGCCAGCAUGAACAGCUUUCUGGACCCGAUUCUGUUUUACUUCACGCAACCACGCUACCGCCGGAGCACCAGGAGGUUCGUGCGCAGAGUCACCACUCUAAAGAGCCAAGGCAGCAGCGUGUGAGCGAACAGUGCUCCUUGAAGCCUUGUUAAGAUUUAAAACACAGAGAUGGAUUCGUUUUCUAACCUUGUUUUUCUGAAGUUCCUUCUCUUAUUACAGUAAACUGUUGUCCUUGAGGCUUUCAGCUAUUAGUGACUAAAAAAUGUGUUUAAUAACAGUCUGAAGAAGCCAUCUGAAGUGCCCUAUAAAGACUCAAUGCAGUGUGAAUGGAAAAUGUUGACAAUGUCCUGCUUGCAUUGUUUUGAACUGGGAAUUAUUAUCACACUGACUGUGAGUGUAUUUGAUUGUGCGAAUUCAUAGAUUUUGGUUUAUAACUCUGGAUGGGGAAUACUGUAAUCCUCUAAUGAAAAUGUCCUGCACUGUACAUAAGUGAUGUUUACUUUCAAACUCCACUGCACUGCUUUUUUUUUUUCUGAAAUCCCCCUUUUUUUGCAUUGUUUAACACACUGUGACGUGUACUUUAAAUUGAAACUACUGAAUUAUUGGGGAAUUUUAGUAUCUAUGCGAGGUGUUACGAUAGAGAUGCAUCGUGCUGGAAUGAGAUGCAGUUGAGGAAAGGAGAAAAUAGUUCAUUUGAACUUGCUAGGCUAAAAUCCUCUCUGGCACUGUUUUUUGGUGGUGCUUAUGCUUGCAUGUUGAAUCUGCACUAGUCUGAGGAAAGGAACUGAAAGGUGGGGUUGGGGGUAUACUUUGCAAACAGAGGCUGCAAAAAACAGAAGUUUAUGUUCACUGAUUUAAAAGUGGAGUAUUAUGCGUUCCAAUGAAGGUCUGUAGCUCUGUUUUUCCUUGAAAGUGAUGCGUUUCUACAUUAUCCAUGUCGUAAUAGGUGCUGUUGCGGGUUUUAACCACUGGAUGGUGUGCGCACGCCACUGCUGUAGCCCCACUGCCUCUGUCAUAAUAGGUUGGGGGUUUUUUUGCCUGUCCCGUUUGGAUCUUUAGCCAUCAGAAUUGUUGUCUGAAGGCCAAGAAAGAUGCCAAGCAGAUUUACUUUACCGAAUGGAGCAUCUGUCAUAAUAGUAGUGAUGUUAGCAUGUAUCAGAUCUUACAGUCACAAAUAAAACAUUGUCAAGAAAACCGUUAAAUGUGCAGCUCACAGCGCGCUGACAUAGGCCGUCAGUUGCUGACUGAUCUUUGUCUUGUACUUAUAAAUUCUGCAGCAAAUGAAGGAAAUCAGUUUAAAUUAUAUGUUUAAUUCAGUUAUUUUUUUAAAAGUCAUUUAAAGGUAAAGAUAGAGGCAGAUUGUGGAGUUAAGGGCAUUAAAUUAACUCUGUGGUUUUUUAUGAGUGUGUGAAUCUUUUCAGUCUAACUGGGAUUCCUGUACAUAUGAAAUGUUUAGUACUUAGCACUGCUUUGACGUGAUUUAGCUGUAUGACGUAGGUUGUCAGCUGCGUGAUCUGGUGACUUAAAAUGUUCAUGAAAUGAACAUAAAUGUAGAUGGCAUAUGCCUGCAUGUACAUAUGUGUACUUUGAUGUUUACUGUAAAAAUGUGCCCUGUGUUUUACAUGUCAUACCUGCCUUUCAUAGUGAGCACCUUUGUCAUGUUUUUAAACAGUGAGUCUUUGCCCUGUGACGAGCUCUUGACAAACAAUGCACUUACCGUGGAGUGAAAUAAACGUGAUUAAUAAUUUUGUGACAUUCGUGUUAACCAGAAGAUUUCAGAGUAGCCAAACUCAUAUGUUACACUAGACUGUGCCAGCUUGAGACCAGUAUGUUGUUAAAUUCUGAAAUGACAAUGUGAAAAACGGCUUUCAACUCGUAUUGCUCUGAAGCUCCUGUAACAGGUUAACACUUUAAGUAUUUGUUGUAUGUGUCAGUCUAAUGUGAAUGUGCAGCUUUGAGGUAUGAGGUGGUGAUGUGCUUCAGUUUCCUAAUGUGUGCUCAUGUGUAUCUGUGCAUAGUAACAAUAGUCAUGUAAUAUGUGUGUGUUGUACUUUAGAAAAAGUGAAUGUCACAGUCAUCUAUCAUCUAUUGAGACCCAGACGUCAGUAUUAGUUAGAAGAGUUAUUUUUAUCAAAUUCCCUAACAAAUGAAUAAUGGGAAUGGUCUUUUAUUUUUAUAGACAUGUAAUUAUGUUGAUAGAAAAACUAAAACUGAAGGGUUUUUUGUUUUUUUUUUUGCUGUACAGAUGCUUAAUUUUCUGUGUUGUGUUUCUGAUUGUUGCCAUGUCGUACUAACUGAAACUAUUAAAAGCCAUGAAAAACA